Cuscuta epithymum is the source of this 3164-nucleotide messenger RNA. The record is from the annotation of a GenBank genome assembly. NCBI's taxonomy places the organism in Eukaryota, Viridiplantae, Streptophyta, Magnoliopsida, Solanales, Convolvulaceae.
CAUCAGUUCAAGACGGCAAAUUAUUUACAACCAGAGAUACUGAGACACAGAGCAUUCGACGACCUCCAGAGCCCAGGCUAAAGGUCUCUAACUCUUUUUUACUUUAUUUACACCUUUUAGUUGUGUAAUUUUUAAGUUUUUUAGUUGAUUUCAAUUGUUAGUCGGCAAGGACAUAGUGCGUAGGUUAUUUUGCUCCGUAUAAUAUUAUGGUAUUAAAAUAAAUUAAAUAUUGAAUUAAAAACUGCAUAUAUAACCAUAUGAGUAUAAAUUGUUUAUCUAUAAUUUAUUCAUUUACUCAAACAACACAAUAACUCGUUUAGGUGUGUAAAAAAUAAAUAAACUGAUCAUAACAAUUACUUUUUCAAAAUUGAAGUUAUUAAAAAAAUUAUAUCUGAUCAACAAUGUCUGAAGAUACAUUAUCUGAUUUGCGAAUUUAGCUCUUCAAAAGUUAGCAAAAUAGGCUAUUAGAAUGUAUAUAUGUUUCUAUAUCAAAUUGGAUCUUUAACUUUGAAAGAAUCUUCUCAUUACGUUAAUAGUAUAGGUUAUGCAUUUCAUAUCUAAUUUACUUCUAUAUAAUUGAUAGGCUGAAUAAAAUAUAUUCAAAUAAAUUAUUAAUAAGACCGUGCCCCCGCUUAAAUUAUUUUCUAGUUCCGCCACUGGGUCCGUUUAUUUGAACGUCACGUAGUAGAAGCCUAUAAGGUUAUAGUGAGUUUGAGAAAUUGGACCUUUAUUUUUGUAUUUUAGUAUUUGUAACCAACAUUAAGUACGGAGUAUUAAUUUUGGGUUUCAAACUUGUAAUGGAAUUUUACAAUAUUUUAGAAUUUAUAGUAAUUGUUGGGUAGGGAAUCGGUACGGUAUUAUACCGGUAUACCGUGUUAUUUGAAAACAUUUAACGUUACGGUCCCAAAAUAUAUCGGGACGGGGGAGGAGAUGCGAUAUAAAAUUACUCACUACUCCGUGUGAGAUUAGGAUUUUCCACAGAAAAGGGGGACAAGUUCGGGGCAAGGAGGUCAUUUAAGGGAAAUGUGUAGCUGAACACAACACUGAAAUCCAAAACGACUCGAGUCGACAGAACUCUCGCUCUGGCUCAGCAAUCCUGCACCCCGCCACGCGCUCCAGUCCGCUCACUCCGCUGAAUAGCUCGUCGCUCGCAUUCCUCGCAACACUUGCUGAAGUGCUGAACCAGUAGCAAACCCAAAAAAAGAAAACAGCUUUGCAAGCAUCUGAUCCUGACCUACCGUUCGAAUUGACCUUUGUAUGCUCGUUCCAUCUCGAGACGAGAAUCCAGAGACGUUGGGCCUUUCAGCAGACGAACCCAAACUGUUCGUUAAAAUGCUUUAAUGAAACUUCCAAGCUUACAAUCUAUUACAACCUUCCAUAUGAAAAUCUGGACGGUAUUCAACAUCAGAGGAUUAAUAAGGGGAGACUAUGACACAAAUUUCAUCACCAAGAGUAUGGCGCUACAACUAAUUGAUGCAUCAUAUUCGACCAUUACAGAGGUCCCUAGAAAACUAAGGAGAACAGAGAGGAAGCCAUUGGUGACGAGCAUUAAUGAGCUCAAGCGCAGAGAGAGGCUGGAGAAGCAAAAGCGACAAGAGGUUCGAGAAGUUACUCUGAAGCCUCCCGAGGAUGGGCUGUUAGUGAAGGGGUUAAUACCAGUAGCGCAUCAUGUUUUAGCUUCCCAAGCUGAGUUACUAGCUUGUGUUUCUAGAGUUGCAGAUCACAUUCCUAUCUAUUCAUGCAGGUUGUGUGGGGAAGUUCAUGUUGGUCAUACACCACAUAAGAUUAAAACAUGUUCUGUUAGCGGCAGUGAAAAGAGCAAGGAGCAUAUUUGGGAGAGAGGGGAUGUCAAACACUUAUUGCCUCUUGUAGAAUCUUUCCAUAUGUAUGAUCGGUUGGGUAGAGCCGUUUCACAUGAUGAGAGGCUGGAGGUGGACCGGAUUCCUGCGAUUAUGGAGUUGUGCAUUCAGGCUGGGGUAGACGUGCCUGACUACCCAACCAGAAGACGGAAGUUCCCAGUUUACCAAGUGGCCGGGAAAAUGAUAGAUUUUGAGAAGAGGUUCCCCAAGGAUAAUGCUCUCUCUCGAAACCACAUCCAGACAUCUGGUUUUUGGGGAACCACUAAGAGAUUAAUAACUUCAAAUGAGAAAACUUUGGGUUUGCCUCCCGAUGAUAUCACAGGAUGUGCAGAGAGAGGAAUGGAAGUGUGGGAGGACACACGAACGGGAGCCAUACAGCUAAUGCAGAAGUACGCUGUUCAAACAUGCGGAUAUUGUCCUGAAGUUCAAGUGGGACCGAAGGGUCAUAGGGUGAGGCAGUGUCAAGCCUUCAAGCAUCAAAUGAGGGACGGGCAACAUGCUUGGCAAGAGGCAACCAUAGAUGACCUUGUUCCUCCGGUCUACGUGUGGCAUGUUCUAGAUCCAUCUUCCCCUCUUCCUCUAGUUGAUGCUUUGAAGAGGUACUACGGAAAGCUGCCCGCAGUUGUGGAACUGUUCUCUCAAGCUGGGGCUCAGGUUCAUAGCAGCUAUAGUGGCGUGAUGAGAGCAGAUAUUGCUCUUCCUAGUCUAGGCGAAGAAAAGUUAGUCGUGUGAGCGGUAGCCUCACACUCCCUUGGUCAGGGUAUUGAACUUGAGCUGAGAAAGCUUGAAGGCGCAGUAAAGGCCAUACAUGAAAAUCUAUUAUUUAUAGAGAGCAGAGAUGCGGACACUGAGCGAGACAACAAAUUCUCGGCUUAUUUGGUUCAGUCUCAUGCCAUUGGGGGUACCCAUUGGGGUUUUGUUACUAGCAAUAAUGAAGCAAUUUUCUCAUAUGAAAAGCUGAUUUAGAUUAUAUUUUCCCUCCAGUUUAGGCUAUUUCCUUGGAGGGUUGUAGAUUUUUUACUUCAAAUGGAAGCAGGUAAAAGGUCAAAAAUGACUGUUUCAUUUUGCAUUUGCUUAAAUGGUUAAUGCAUAGUUAGUGGUGUGGGAAAGGAUUUCACAUUUUUGUCUGUCUUUAGAUUUCAUGCAUGAAACAAAUUAGGCAUCUUCAUUGGUCUGUUUGGUACAUGUAAAUUUGGUUGAGCUCUAAAGUUGUCAUUGAAAUGGAUGAAUAGAUACAUUGUGUUAAAAAAGUACUGGAAAAUGGAAAUGUAUCCUUUAUAUAAAUUUAUACCGUUGAUGUCUAUA